Molecule: messenger RNA, 1654 nt
Organism: Hypoxylon trugodes
Lineage: Eukaryota; Fungi; Ascomycota; Sordariomycetes; Xylariales; Hypoxylaceae
Product: sodium bile acid symporter family-domain-containing protein
Exons: 4
Coding region: 309-1529 (406 amino acids)
Biological process (GO): antimonite transmembrane transport; arsenite transport
Cellular component (GO): plasma membrane
Molecular function (GO): antiporter activity; antimonite transmembrane transporter activity; arsenite transmembrane transporter activity
Source: RefSeq, a predicted model, not a curated record
GGCGGGUUAGCUGGCGUUAAAGUCAAUUGAAUGAGUCUUCUUUCACUCAUUUAGAUUCAUCUACGCUAAUCCGUUCUAGGUUUAGAAUGCUGCGACUCCCGCAUUUAAAUGGACCGGGGAUCUGUCACUCCCAAAAUGUGAUUGGCCAAUGGCUACUUUCCUCCCUAAGGCCUAUGAAUCGGCUGGGGGAUACAAGUAUAAUAGCGUCUCGAACGCUUCAUCUUGUUAGAUUGACUUUUAAGAGUCUGAGUGAAUAUAUGAGUAUAAUUCCGAGGGCUGAUAUAAUAGUAUCGGAGUAGGGCACACCAAUGAACAUGGCAUCCGACUCAGAAACCAAGGCCAUCGCCCUUCAAACUCCUGCCCAAACCGGAUCACAGAGUUCCCCACAGGGAGGCGGAGGCACAGAGGAGAGCUGCCACAACGUCGAACAGCAAUCUCGUGACGUCGAACAGCAGAAUGCUACGCCCAUCCACGAGCCUCAAGAGAAUAUCUCUGCCUUCAAAGCUCUUGGCUGGCUUGACCGAUACCUAGCCGUCUGGAUCUUACUCGCCAUGAUCGUCGGCGUCCUAUUAGGCAAUUUCGUGACGGAGGUUGGCCCGGCCCUACAGAAGGGGCAACUUGUCGGCGUCUCUGUGCCUAUCGCUGUGGGCCUCCUGGUCAUGAUGUACCCUAUCCUCUGUAAGGUGCGGUAUGAGUCUCUACAUGAGCUCUUUUCGCAUCGGGAUUUGUGGAAACAGAUCGCAUUUAGUGUCUUUGUGAACUGGGUUGUGGCUCCGUUCCUUAUGCUUGGUCUCGCUUGGGCAUUCCUUCCCGACAAAGCCGAGUUGCGCACCGGUCUUAUACUCGUUGGCCUUGGGAGGUGUAUCGCUAUGGUCCUAAUAUGGACCGGACUUGCCGGUGGAGACGGAGAAUACUGCGCCAUUCUCGUUGCCUUCAACUCCAUUCUCCAGAUGGUUCUCUUUGCCCCGCUUGCGAUCUUUUUCAUCCGAAUCAUUGGCCAUGAAUCUGGCGUUCAAGAUAUAUCAUAUGCCGUAGUCGCCACCAGUGUGGCUGUUUUUCUCGGCAUCCCCCUUGGCGCUGCGAUAAUUACACGCUUCUCGCUACGUGCCAUCGCCGGUUCAGCUUGGUACGAGCGUGUCUUCCUCCGCUUCGUAGCCCCCUUAUCACUUCUCGGCUUGCUAUACACAAUUCUCGUGCUCUUCGCCUCACAAGGUCACCAGGUCGUGCAUCAAAUAGUGUCGGUGGUGCGAGUAGCGGCUCCGUUGGUUGUAUACUUCAUCACCAUCUUCUCUGCCACAUUAGCGGUUACUUACUGGUCUGGCUAUAAGUACGCCGUUAGCGUGACGCAGAGUUUCACGGCGGCCAGCAACAAUUUUGAACUAGCGAUCGCAGUAGCAGUAGCAACCUUUGGUCCCAAUAGCGACCAGGCCCUUGCAGCAACCGUUGGGCCGCUUAUAGAGGUGCCAGUGUUACUUGCCCUGGUGUAUCUUGCUCGGUGGAUUGGCAGGGGGUGGGCAUGGAAGAAUUGAAUGGAUAUAUAGGAUCCUAGGCAUGAGGCAGGUAAGCGAAGAAGCGAGUAAGAUGGGAAGAUAGUUAGUUAAUAGCUGCUGAGAGGCUGAUAGGCAGGACUGUCGUGGAUAUCUACCACUAGGAG